Molecule: messenger RNA, 1011 nt
Organism: Hemisphaericaspora subhashii
Lineage: Eukaryota; Fungi; Ascomycota; Pichiomycetes; Serinales; Debaryomycetaceae
Exons: 1
Coding region: 1-1011 (336 amino acids)
Source: RefSeq, a predicted model, not a curated record
AUGUUCUCCAGAAUCUCAGACAGAUUCCACAAAUCCAACAAUCAAAAAGCCAAAUUGUUGAACUUUACAGAGUUCUAUGAACUCGAUAAUCCAAUAAAAAAACAGUAUUUCCGUGGAUUAUUCCACAAACACCAAGCUGGAGCCAGAAAAAUCUCCCAAGAGUUUCACCAACAACUAACCUCAGAUACAUCAAGUUCAAUUUAUUCUACGGAACCAUCAAGUUCAAUUUAUUCCGAUGUUGCUCCUGCUAAUUCCAACAACAUUUCCCCAUAUACUCAAACUGACUCAUAUUCUAUUGGAAACAAUAGAAAAUCAAAAUUGGCCGCCUUCAAAAAUAAGUUCAUCAAGUCAUCCAGAUAUGAUAGUGAUACCAACCAACCAGAGCGUUCGUUCAAAGUGUUGAGAGUUAGGAAACAUGUGUUCGAGCCAAGCAAUGGCAUGGAUUACUAUAUUGAUUUAUAUGCACCUGGUGCAACUGCUCCUAUCCGUGCUACUAGUAACAAUAGAAAACUGUUUUACAUGCUUAACAACGACAAAGAAGAAGAGGAACUUAUGUCUCAAACAAGAGAAAAAAUCACGUCAUUCAGAGACUAUAUGGACAACAAAGCCAAGAAACCUAUCAGAGUGGUAAGAGUCAAACGUUCUAAUCCUGCUGCUACUACCACUCCUGUUACUGCUACUAAUAAAAUACACUUAUAUUCCGUGGAAGAUAGGUUCGGUAAUUCAUCCAGAUAUCUUACUGAAAUCGACAUAACCCAGGGGCCUAUCGAAGUGGUGGGAAUCAAGAGUCAAAAUCAAAAUCAAUUCAAACCUCAGUUUAAGAUCUCGAAAGGUGAAGAUCGUUUGGCCGACAUUGAACGUUGCUGGAAACAAAUUAACGUCAUGAUGGAAGAUGAAGAUCCAUUUGAUCAAACAAUAUAUGGACCUGGCCAUGCGUCGCUCCACUCAAUGCAUUGCCAUCGAGAUAUGCCUAGAUGUCAACUUCCGAACUGCAUCCGAACCCACAGAUAG